Molecule: messenger RNA, 633 nt
Organism: Pseudozyma flocculosa PF-1
Lineage: Eukaryota; Fungi; Basidiomycota; Ustilaginomycetes; Ustilaginales; Ustilaginaceae
Exons: 4
Coding region: 1-633 (210 amino acids)
Source: RefSeq, a predicted model, not a curated record
AUGUCGCUCCUCUUCCGCACCGCGCCCAUCGCCGCGCGCACCACGGCGCUGCGCUCGUCGUACUCCAGCGUCGCAGGUACCGCCGCAUCGGUCGGCUCCUCGGCCGCCGGGCAGGUGGCCAAGUCGACGGCAUCCGAAGCCGCCACGGCCGCACGCUCCACCGCCUCUGAAGCCACCACCGCCGCGCGCGCACACGCAAAGGAGGCAAAGGCCGACGUCAAGUCCGCCGCUGCCUCCGUCACACCCUCGGCUCCCAUCGUCGUCGGACGACCCACGGUCCGAAGGCCCGUCGCCUCGGUCCGCGGCGGCCUGCUCGGAUUCCUCCUCGGAUUCGGCCUCGCUUCGGCAUACGGCUACUACUACCUCCUCAAAGAGUACAACGCCGCCUCCAACCUCAUGCUCGCCAGCGUAGAGGAGCUCCAGGGAAGCACUGAAAAGAUCACGAGCCACCUGGCGCGUCUCAACAAGCUCGAGGCCGACAUCAAGGCCCUCUCCAACUCGUCGGUCACGCGCGCCGACGCCGACAAGUCGCGCGUCGAAAUCAAAAAGAUUGUCGAUGGCCUCCACUCCGAGGUCGAGGACAUCCGAAAGAGGGUCAUCGACCUGCCGAGACCUACCAAGUACAUGCAGUAG